Schistosoma curassoni is the source of this 2318-nucleotide messenger RNA. The record is from the annotation of a GenBank genome assembly. Lineage: Eukaryota; Metazoa; Platyhelminthes; Trematoda; Strigeidida; Schistosomatidae.
UUUCAAACAUCUAGCAAUGUACACACAAGAAACAAGCGCGUGACAAAGAUAUUGGAUAUUGGAAAUGGGUCGUUUGUAUGGUUCAUCAAUUCUUUGGUCAAUCCUAGUUUAGGCUCAGUAAUAUCUUGCACUGGGUAUUGUUUUCUCAGCUUAGUGAAGUAGCAAUGGUUUUUAUCAAUCGUGAUUUGUAAAACUUCAGAUCUUGUCUAUAGUAUAUACUAUAGAUCCAUUCCAGUUGGUGACAGUUGGCCCAAAUUAUAUGAACGACUUUGGUCAUUUCAUAAAUAUCUUUGCAAGCUCACAACCACUCGUACGGUUCAAAACCAGGUUAGGGAUUACGAUUAAUAGUUAGCUAAUCCCAGGGUCUGGUUGACACUGGUAAUGGUUUCCAAAGCUAAGGUGACACUAAAUAAGCUAUUUGUUAGCGAAAAGUGUUGGUUUACCUAGUUGUUCCCUUAUAUUCACAUCUGUUGACGUUUAAGUUGCACAGGUUAUGAAUUCCCAGUUUAUGGAAAGAUCACUUACGACAAUAUCGAAUCUGCUAUCUUUCCUACUGAUUUUCUAGCCAUGCUCUGAGAACUUAUAAACAAAAUGAAGUUUGGACUUGCGACUCAUCAUUAACAGAUACUUCAUGCCAUUUUAGUAGUGUUUGAAUAAACCGCAUUCAGAACUUAAGUUUUCAUACACGUCGACAAAUUAAGGCACCGCUUAAUAAAAAAACAAUGCUAUUGUCACAAAAACAAGGUACAAAAUACUGAACCAGGCAUAGCCAGCUGCCUAUGAUUUUCAUGACUUUUCAUCUUCGUUUCCCCUCGUAUCAUUCACCUUUAAGGAUUUAAAUUAAAUCCAUAAAAUAUUACUAAGACAUAUGGAGUUUUGACUGAAUACGAGUAUGAACGGAUCCAUCAAAAAUAACCGAUUUCUGAAACACCAGAAAUAGAUAGAAACAGCAUCAAUUUCAAAAAUAGUGAACCCUUUUACUAGUAAUAUUUUCGGAAUUUUCAUUAAUUCAGAAAAAGGUAUACUUCUCAAUUCACAUUAUUUUUUACCAUUAUUCUCACAAUUUCCCUGGAGGAAUUUUGCACAAUAUAUAUUAUUUUCAUGUGACUUAUUAUCAUUAAUAUUGUGAUUACCAUUCUUGAUACCACUUUAAUUAACCCAACGCUAUUCUACAUUAUGUUCACAGGGUUCGUUGCAUUAUAUUGACUAUAAACCAACACCUUUUAGCCGAUCUUCUUACCCUUUUUUUAAAUGACCUAUAAGACUUACAAAUGACAUUCUAGACAUGCUUAAGUCGUGAUCGAUGUAAAAGUUCACCAUUUUAGCGUAGAACAUUAUUUCAUGCAACCACAACUGAUACGUACAUGUCUUAUUUCAAUCACCGUAAUAUAGCAUUUAUGGAUCUAUAACUGUACAGUUUGACGAAAUUACUGAAAACAACUAUUACCUCAAACAUUCCUUGUUUUCAAUACUCUGUGGGGACUUUUGAACCCAUACAAAUUGUUAAAGUAUGUUUCAUUUGUGAAUGGAUCAUGUAUCAGAAUGGGUUUUGUGGAGAAUUUUAGAAAUUUCACAGUGGUGCGGGAUCGUGGAUGCGCACUGCUGAGGAGUCCCAUACCAGGACGAAACGGCCGUCCAGUGCUUCCAGGUUUUCAAUGGUGGUCUAGCUCCAACUGACUCAUGAUUUCAAAAACGGACCAUGUAUCGUUAAUUAUUCAACAACUGUCAAUUUUGAUUGGUGUUCUGUGUUUUAAUAUCCCUCUGAACUAUCAAUUACGUUGUAACUUAUCACUUGCAAUUUUUAUCAUUUUAUUUAUAGAAGCAUGCUUCAGAAACAUUCCAAUCCACCUCUUGGUUUAGAACGGAUUCAUCGAUAUUUCUGUUACGUUUGUGGAACUCUUCUUCCACACAAGUUGGAAGUUCAUGAUUUAUUAGUAUGCCGAAAAUGUAAAACAUCUACGUGUAUGCAUUGGUUCAGUAAUAUGGAUGCAACUUUCAAUACUGAAGCCAAAUCUGGCAAAAUAAACCAAUCUAAUGAUGAUGAGUAUGAAUCCACAUCUUUAUUCUUUCCAUCAAUGAUUAGAGGGGCUAAAAAGAUCUUAAGAUCAGAAAUUGCUUUAAAGGAGGCUUUGGAGUCACAAUUUGAAAACGGUACAUCACAAUCAACAUUUGAUGGACCAACUAUUAGAAAAGAAUGUGCUUAUUGCGGCAAUGAUAGAAUGACUUAUGUUACACUUCAAACUCGUUCAGCAGAUGAAGGACAAACUGUAAUAUAUACUUGUACCCAAUGUUCUAAAAAAGAAAUUGAAAAUACUUGA